GUGAGUUUCUCCUGGCCCUGCGCAAGAAAGUCAGUCGGAAGUCACGGAAUUCGGAGAAACCAACGUACCUGCUAAUGGUCCAAAAAUUCGAUAUCACCAUCUAUUGAGUCCAGUUUCACCUUGCGAACGCUCUCUCCGCGUGCACGGAGGACGUCCUCGAUAUUCUUGAGUUUCCCAUCUUCCAUAGUAUCCUUGAACCAACCAAGAUUAUCAGCGAUAAGAUGGCGAUUCUUACAGUUGGGACACUGAAUAAUCACGACGCCGCUAGCAUAGGCACGCUUCGUGAAUGAAUGUGCAGAACGAUGGUUACAUUUGUCCACUGUACAGGUAAACGCAAUGAGCAGCCGUGGUUCAGGUGGGUCGGCAUCAGACUGUUUUGAAGUCGGCGAGGAGGUUGUGGAGAGUUUCGUGGUAUCUGUGUUAGGUUGUUCUGGUGUUGCUUUGGAAGCAAUUGCCCGAAUGCUAUCUGCGGGCCGUAGUCUUGACCGCGCAGCUACUACUGCCCUGGCCGAUGCCGCACGGUACAGUGAAUGCGGUUGUUUUUGGGGGCGGAGGUUGAAAGGAAACGGGACACGCGCUUGUGGCGUGUAUCCGCGGCUUGUAACUGGCAAUAUGGCAGAGCGAUCGCGCCGAACGAAGGGAAAUACGGACAAGUUUGCAGCGUACAAACGCGUACGAGAAGGCGGGAAAAGGGACUGGAAGGUCGAUGAGGACGUCGCGCUAUACGACGAGGUCACCGAAGACCAGUACAAGAGUAUCGUGCGGGGAAGACUGCAGGAGGACGAUUUCGUCGUUGACGAUGGCGUGAGCGGUUACAUGGACAACGGGAUGGACGAUUGGGGUCACAACGAUGUGGACGAGGACGAGAAAGAGGAACGAUCACACUCAACCAGGAAAUCUAAGAAGAGAACUGGGGAUGCUGUCGCCAAGUCGAAGGCAAAAUCAAAGGCUCCACCCCCGCCCGUCGCGCAGCCUUCGAUCAGCGCGUAUCGUCCAGCCGUAUCCGCCGAACAGGAAGAUGAUUUUAUGGCGAACCUUCUCGGAGGCAUCGAGUCAGGUCCAAGUCUCACUCCAAAGAGGACAAUGAAAAGGAAACCCUCGCCGUUGUCUGAUUAUGACGACGUGAAACCUGCUCUCAAUUCUUCGCCUGUUCCGUACAGAGAACGGAAGAGUUCUAAGAACUUUAACCACGACCCUUACUCAUCUGAUGGUAUGCCUGACGACUUAGGUUCAUCUAAUCCACCCUCCAGUGACUACGAGGACUACUCAACCAUGCUGAGUCCCAAGAAGAAAGCACGUGUCGACAAAGACUCUACCGCAGUGAUUCCCGCUAUCAAACGCAUGGGUGAACUAGCUAUGCACAGCGGUUCGGAAGACGCGUCAAUGGAUUUUGAUGAUGUCGACAUGGAGGAGUUCAUGAAAAUCGACGACAUCGAUGAGAAGCCUACCCUUCCCAUUAAGAAAGAAUUGCCUGCAACAAAGCUGGAUUCGAAGCCGAUCCCUAAGAUUGAUGUGGCAAAACAGGAGGCUGGUGUUCCUUCCUGGCUUUCCGUCUACGACUCCCUUGCUGUCACCACCGAUGACAUGCUAGGGUCAGGUUCCUCAUCAAAGUCAAAAUCUUCCGUAGAUGCGCUCAAUAAGGAUGGAACCCUCCAUAUGUUCUGGCUUGAUCAUCUGGAACACAAUGGCAAGCUCUACCUCGUUGGCAAAGUGAAAGACAAAUCUUCUGGUACAUGGGUGUCGGCCUGUCUCGCUAUCGGGGGGAUGCAACGCAACCUCUUUGUUCUUCCUCGUCAGCUACGAGUCAUGGAACAAGAAAAUGAGGCAGGCGAAACCGAAAUAGUGGACACGGACGUCGUCCCAGAGAGGCAGGACGUCUACGACGAUUUCGAUCGCAUACGUAGGAAAUUGGGUAUCAAAGCAUGGAAGGCACGCUGGGUCAAACGGAAGUAUGCCUUCGACAUGAAGGACGUUCCUAAGGAGGCCGAAUGGAUGAAAGUUUUGUACUCGUAUGAAGAGAGCCAGAUUCCUAUGGAUGCCUGCUCGCCAAAUAUCUUUCGAAUCUUCGGGACGAACACGAGUAUCUUCGAAAUCUUUGUUCUAAAACGCAAAAUCAUGGGUCCCUGUUGGCUGGCAAUCAAGGACGUCAAUAUCGAUGCCUCUGGGAUUUCAUGGUGCAAGCUUGAAGCCAGCGUCUCCAGUCCAAAAGACGUGAGCCCCAUGGGUGACGGCGCCCCAGAACCACCGCCCCUCACUAUCAUGAGUCUUGCUGUGCGAACUGUCCUUAACCACCAAGAAAACAAGCGUGAAAUAGUUUGUGUCUCUGGUCGAAUAUGGCGCGACGUGCGGCUGGAUGACCCAACGCCUCCGGAACAGUUGCAAUGCACCGUUCAUACCCUCGUUCGCCCGCUCGACAGGUUCCCACCCAAAUUCGAAGAAUACGCCAGAGCCAAUGGCAGAAGUAUAAUUUCCCCGAUGCAGAACGAACGUAUGCUUUUAAAUAACCUCUUGAUGACGAUAUACAAAGCGGAUCCCGACGUAUUGAUCGGGCACGAUUUCCUCGGAGUGUCAUUAGAUGUCCUCCUUAGCCGAAUGAAGGAUACCAAGACUGAUCACUGGUCACGUCUCGGUCGGUUCAGGAGGGCGAAGUGGAUCCCUAUCGGUAGACAAGGUACCAACAUCCGGUUCAUGGCCGGUCGUUUACUCUGCGAUCUCGCCAGCGAAGGUGCACGCAGCAUGAUCGCAUCCACGACGUGGUCUCUUACCGAGAUGUGCAAGUCGCACCUCAAGUCUGACAGGCAGGAUAUCGAUGCAGAUGAUACUGCGACAUACUUCGACGGGAGCUUGUCGUCGCCGGAUAUGCUUAUGACGUUCGUGCGACACUGUGAACUUGACGCUCACUACCAGAUGGCUAUCGCGUCUAAAGUGCAAAUUCUCCCUCUGACGAAACAGCUCACUAACCUUGCUGGUAAUGCUUGGAACAAGACCCUAAACGGUGGUCGUGCAGAGCGGAACGAAUACAUUCUUCUGCACGAAUUUCAUAGACUGAAAUACAUCUGCCCUGACAAGACUUUUGGUAAAAAAGCUCCCAAGCCCGACCCGGACGCUGAUGAGGACGGCGAAGGAGGAGGCGGUAAAGGAGGUAAGAGCAGACGCGACAAAUAUAAAGGUGGAUUGGUGUUCGAACCGAAGCGUGGUUUGUGGGACAAGUAUAUCCUCGUCAUGGACUUCAACUCGCUAUACCCGAGCAUUAUCCAGGAGUACAACAUUGAUUUCACCACAGUCGAUCGGUCAGAUAAUGACGCGGACGAGACAAUACCAGAUCCCCCUGAUUCACAUAUUCCACAAGGUGUCUUGCCGAGACUUAUUGCAACCUUAGUCCAACGUCGACGGCAAGUCAAAUCGCUGAUGAAAGACCGCUCGGUACCACACGCCAAACUCCUUCAAUACGACAUCAAGCAACAAGCGUUAAAGUUGACGGCGAACAGUAUGUAUGGGUGUCUGGGUUUCGAGUACUCCCGGUUCUACGCCCGCCCUCUCGCUGCGUUGACGACCUUCAAGGGUCGAGAGAUUCUUACGCAUACACGCGAACUGGCGGAAACUCUGCAGCUCGAUGUGGUGUACGGAGACACCGACUCCGUCUUCGUCAAUUCGAACGUGACAGAGCUCUCGGAGGCCCUCAAGAUAUCCGCAGAAUUCAAGCGAGCCGUCAACAAUCAAUACAAACUUCUCGAGAUCGACCUUGACGGCAUAUUUGCACGACUCCUGCUUCUGCAGAAAAAGAAGUAUGCAGCGCUUAAAGUUGAGGAAGGAACACGUACGUCAAUUGAGGUCAAAGGUUUAGAUAUGAAGCGCAGGGAGUAUUGCGCGCUGUCGAAGAAUGUUUCACAGUAUGUGCUGGAUCAAAUUUUGUCAGGCGAGGCGACCGAAUUCGUCGUGCAAAAUAUCCACGAGUACUUAACUACGAUCGGUUUGAACGUACGGAGUGGCAAGGUCAAUGUAGAGGAGUUUAUCAUUCACAAGCGACUGGGCAAAAACCCGGAAGAUUACCCCGAUGCUAAGAGUCAACCUCAUGUCCAAGUUGCGCUUCGUAUGAAGGCCAAAGGCGGUAGUGCCCGAUCCGGAGAUGUCAUUCCUUAUGUCUUCUGUAUCGGAAAUGGCGAGGAGCCCUCGAAAACCGCGCAGGCUGACCGUGCGAGGCAUCCGGAUGAAUUGAAGAAAGCGGCACCUGGAGAGUUGGACAUUGACUACGAGCAUUACCUUGCCAACCAGAUAUUACCACCCAUCGAACGCCUGUGUGAUCCAAUUGAAGGAACGGACAGAACUCGGCUAGCUGAGUGCCUAGGGCUCGACCCGAGUCGUUACCGAACUGCUGGGAGCGGAGGCGGAGGCCCAGCAUUCGCUACCCUCGAGUCACAGAUCCCAGAUUCUGAGCGGUUCAAGGAUUGUCAGCCCUUCUUUAUUCGGUGUAGAAAAUGUAAGGGCGAGGCUGAAUUCAGACCGAUCUGGGAGCGAGAAUCCUCGGUUGUACAGCCCACUGGUCCUGCUUGCCUAGCGUGCGAGAGCCAGUUCCCGACUAUAAGUUUACAGACGCAGCUAGAGGUGCAAAUACGGGCACGCAUCGCACAGUACUAUUUGGCCUGGCUUAUAUGUGGUGACUCGACAUGUGCGAAUCGCACCCGGUCUAUGAAAGUGUACGGUCGUCGGUGCCUCCGGCUCGGGUGUGAGGGGAUCAUGCGAUACGAAUACUCGGAUGCGGACCUGUACAAUCAACUAAAAUAUUUCCAGAGUCUGUUCGACGCCGACAAAGCGAAAAAAGCUGCCCUCGGCAGUGGGGGCUCCGACGCAGUCGCGGAGAUCACGGGUAAUGAAAUCUGCAUUCAGUUCUUUAAAGAUAUGAAUGAGAUCGUUGACAAGUAUCUCGAACGAUGUGGGAGGCGCUGGGUUGAUCUCAACGCCCUAUUUUCCGGCAUGAAACUAUGACCA
Molecule: messenger RNA, 4986 nt
Organism: Pisolithus orientalis
Lineage: Eukaryota; Fungi; Basidiomycota; Agaricomycetes; Boletales; Pisolithaceae
Exons: 19
Coding region: 337-4983 (1548 amino acids)
Biological process (GO): DNA replication; lagging strand elongation; leading strand elongation
Cellular component (GO): alpha DNA polymerase:primase complex
Molecular function (GO): purine nucleotide binding; DNA replication origin binding; DNA-directed DNA polymerase activity
Source: RefSeq, a predicted model, not a curated record